Molecule: messenger RNA, 3723 nt
Organism: Entelurus aequoreus (snake pipefish)
Lineage: Eukaryota; Metazoa; Chordata; Actinopteri; Syngnathiformes; Syngnathidae
Gene: fgd4a
Product: FYVE, RhoGEF and PH domain containing 4a
Exons: 18
Coding region: 154-2775 (873 amino acids)
Biological process (GO): filopodium assembly; cytoskeleton organization
Cellular component (GO): cytoplasm
Molecular function (GO): metal ion binding; guanyl-nucleotide exchange factor activity
Source: RefSeq, a predicted model, not a curated record
UCGACACACCUGUCACGUCCAGCUGUGCAGUCAACAGAUGUUUAAUCAGCCUGUCGAGGACACCUAUCACACUUUUAUUUAACAAAUACCAUUUUUGAUACUAGUUUAAAAAAACAAACAAAAAAAACUGGAUACUCCUGCUCAAGUAUCUCGAUGCUGGAGCGGCGCUUGUCAGAGAAAAGCAUGGAGGGCUUCAGCAGAGUCGCUUUCCGCAGGAAACAAGCAAGUGUGGAACAAGAAGACGAAGAGGGCAAAGAUACCGCUGUGUGUUUCCAGUCCCAGUGUGCAGACGAAAACGCUUGUGUGCCUGUGAAAAUCGAGCAAUGCAGAGCUGUUGGCAGCAGUUCGUCAUGCAAGCACAGUAGCUCCACCACCAGGGUGCAUGCGUGUCUGAGUCGAGCGGCAUGUGCCAGCAGUGACAGGAGCCGGCCGGGGGUCAUUGGGAGAGGUUCUGGCAAGAGGCAGUUGUCGCAGUCCAAACCACCAGAAUCCAUGUUUAUUUUUCCUUUAGUGCCUCCCAAACCAGCACACCUUCAGAGCCCGCUGACAGAGCUCUCGUCCCCUCUGGCUCACAUCCAGAAACCCCAAUUUAGACCAGGGAUGGAGGAGGAGGGACUUGUAGGAGGAGGAAGGGGGUCAGCAAACCGAGAGAGGCUCAGAGUCAAACACUCCAAAGUGUCAGACCUCAUCAGCCAUUUUGAGGAGAACAGCAGCACAGACAACAAGAGAGAUAGCUCGCCUCUCAAACACAGCAGCCCCGCACACCGGACCGCCCACAGGCUGUCGGAGCCCGCCAAGAUCCAGGAGAACGACUCGGCAGUAGAACUGGACUCGGUGGCAUCCAAAGCGCAGGAUGCACACAUACCCACGGCUAACGGGGUCCUAACGCAGAUGGAGCAGAAGAAGGAGACACAGGCGUGUAAUGGUGAAAAUGGGAGGAUAGUGAACGGCGAUAUGGGGAGCACAGACAGGAGGGAUGAGGACUCGAGUCCGCACAGAACUGCUUCAGAGAGCUCCCAUGAGAAUGAGGACAUUGGGACAAGCACAGAACAGGAACAUGCAAACGAAGAGGCCGGCACAGAACAGAAGGAGACAAAUGAACAGAAGCUGUUGAAAAUCGCCAGCGAGCUCUUGCAUACAGAAAAGGCUUACGUGACUCGACUGAACUUGCUGGAUCAGGUGUUUUGUGCCAAGCUCAUGGAGGAAGCCAACAAAGGAACAUUUCCUGUGGAUGUGGUGAAGAACAUUUUCUCCAACAUCUCCUCCAUCAACACCUUCCACAGCCAGUUUUUGCUGCCAGACUUGGAGAAACGUAUGGGAGAAUGGGCAUCCACACCUCGCCUUGGAGACAUCCUGCAGAAGCUCACGCCCUUCCUCAAGAUGUACGCCGAGUACGUGAAGAAUUUCGACAAGGCCAUGGAGUUGUUGAAACAAUGGACGGACCGUUCUCCUCAAUUCAAGGCCAUCAUUCAGGAGAUACAGAGUCAGGAAGUUUGUGGCAGCCUUACACUUCAACAUCACAUGCUGGAGCCCGUGCAGAGAGUCCCUCGCUACGAGAUGCUCCUCAAAGACUACCUGAAGAAGCUUCCGCAAGACGACCCUGACCGACGAGACUCAGAAAAAUCCUUAGAAAUCAUCGCCACGGCAGCGACUCACUCCAACAGCGCCAUACGCAAAUCUGAGAAUCUAAAGAAACUGAUGGAGAUUUACGAGAUGGUGGGCGAGGAGGAGGACAUCGUUAAUCCCUCUAACGAGUUCAUCAAAGAAGGUCACAUCCUGAAGCUGGCAGCCAGGAACACCUCCGCCAUGGAGAGAUACCUCUUCUUGUUCAACAACAUGCUGUUGUACUGCGUUCCCAAAUUCAGCCUCGGUGGCAACAAGUACACGGUCAGGACGCGGAUCGGCAUCGACGGCAUGAAAGUCCUAGAAACUAGCAAUGAGGAUUACCCGCACACAUUCCAGGUUUCAGGGAAGGAGCGGACACUUGAGCUACAAGCCAGCUCCGAGCAGGACAAGGCGGGCUGGAUCAAGGCUUUCAGAGAGACCAUCGAGAUCUUCCAGCUGAAGAACGACUCAUUCAAGAACGCUUCGAAGGACGUGGAAGAGGUGUCGAAUGCUGAGCUCGGGAAACGCGCUCCUCGUUGGAUCCGUGACAACGAAGUGACGAUGUGCAUGAAAUGUAAAGAAUCCUUCAACGCCCUCACGCGGCGGAGACAUCACUGCAGAGCUUGCGGCUACGUGGUCUGCUGGAAAUGUUCCGACAACAAAGUGCCGCUGGAGUACGAUGGCAACAAAGUGAACAAAGUGUGCAGAGAUUGUUUCUCCAUGUUGACGGGAGAAACCAUCGCUGAGGGCAAGAAGAAAGGAAUCCUGGAGAUCGAGGCGGCUCAGUUCAGCGGCAGCAGCAUCAUGUGUGGCUUCCUGCAGUAUUGUGAGAAGAACAAACCGUGGCAGAAGGUGUGGUGUGUCAUCCCUGAGAAGGAAUGUUUGGUGCUUUACCUCUACGGAGCUCCUCAGGACGUGAAGGCGCAGAGCACCAUCCCUCUGCUGGGUUACUCCGUGGAGGACAGCAGCCGACCGGCGGACCCCCAGGCCAGCUUCCGCCUCAGCCAGUCCAAGUCGGUGCACAACUUCGCCGCCGAAAGCGAGGAGCUGAAGCAGCGUUGGCUGAAGGUGAUCCGGGUGGCCGUGACGGGGGAGAUGCCCGAGCGCCCGAGUGCCAACGGCGGCGGCAGCGUGGCGGACACACAGGAAGUGUCCUCGGACAGCUCGUAAGGGACACCGGAAGAGGACUCUCGCUGGACCACAAAGUGCUGGAUGAGCUUCUUUUUAUGCUUUUUUUUUUUUUUACGGAGGAUUACUGGACAGCGCCCUCUUCAGCCUGCGGGCAUGUGCUGCACCCUCUAACUACUUGUACAGUGAACAUGUGUACAGUAUUUCUAAAGGUUUCAUCACUUUUAUUUACAGUAUUCUCUUUUUUUUAUUCCGCAGCUGUCUUCUCUCGCACUCAACAAUAGCAAUCCAAAGUUUGGACACACUUAAAUGAGGAGGUGUGUCCAAACGUAUUCAAUGGAUAUUAAAACAUCAAAUUAAGUGUACUCAAAACAAUCACUGGAUCUUACAGUUGCUGGAAUUAACUUUCUUUCGACUUAAUGGAGCCCAAAUACGUCUAAUACUGUACGGACCCGAAUGUAAAACGACCCACACUUUUAUAUGCGUGAGUGUGAGUGACAGGAAGAAAAGCUCCGAUUUAUAUUCCGGUCAGCACAGUAACUGAUGAAGACGAGCUUAUUGGUGUGGGUUGGUGACAAAAGCAGCAGCUGUGAUGAUCGCCGACAGGAAGGACUGAAAGGUCGUUGGUGUUUUGGUGCACGGACACAAUCCUAACAAGCUGGUGCGACAAAUGUAAAUGUGAUUUUUGUAUUAUUAUUAAUGCUGUAAGUAAUUGUAUUAUUUAAAGUAAUUUAUAGAUGAUGAUGAGCAUGAGCUGUUGAAAGUAGCACAAAUGAUUGUUCCCCUAAAGGUUUUGGUUUUUUUUUCAAUCCGCAUUGUCUGCAGUGAGACGUUCAUUGGAGGGCUGGACUGUGUCCUCCGCAGUAUUCAAUUGGAAUCAAACAAAAAAGAGCACAAUUAGCUUUUCAAUGUACAGCCAACAUUUGUUUGUCCUCUCCUCGCCAACGCACUUUACAGUCUUUAAAGUGUAAACUACAUUAAAUAUUAUUU